AUGACGAAAAGAAAGGCUCUUUCUGGAGACGAAAGCUCUUAUAUAGAGUCGGAAACAGCUUCCGCAGACUCUAGUGAAAUUGAGGUUUUUACUUCUGAAGACGAUGGUCGCAAAGACUUUGAAACUAAUCCCUCUGUAACAUUUUCAAGCACACAAAAAGAGAUCCAUUCUCAAGUUAAAUUAAUCAAUGGCGAAUUGGUAAAGAAUACCAAGAAACCCUACAAAUGUUUUUUUGAAGGUUGUGAUGCAGCUUAUUCGAAACCCAUUCGAUUAGAAUAUCAUCUAAUGGUCCACACGGGAGAGCGACCAUAUGAGUGUCCAGAACCGGGAUGUGGUAAAACUUAUCGUCGACCGCAUAAUCUAAAAGUGCAUGCUAUAAAGCAUAGCCAGGAUCCGAGACCGAUAAAAUGUCCUUUCGAUGGAUGCGAAAAAGCUUAUCAAUAUCAACAUAGUCUUGAUAGACAUAUCAAAACUCACGAGUACGGGAAACCUUUUAAGUGUACAUUCGAAUUAUGUUCUGAAGCUUUCGUGAAGCCAAAUCAACUUCGAGAACACAUAACAAUGCAUACCGGGAAAAAGCCAUUUCUAUGUGAGCAUCCUGGUUGCAAUAAAAGUUAUAAUAAGAAACAACAUCUCACUCAGCAUCAAAGAUCCUCCCAUAAUGUUGUCCCUCGUUAUCGAUGUGCAUAUGAAAGUUGUGAGCUCGAAUUUAUCAAGCUUCCAGAGCUUCAAGCUCAUCUUCGAAAUGAUCAUGAACCCAUAAAAACCUGUAGCAUAUGCUCAAAGAAUUUCACGCAGCCAAGAGGUUUACGUAACCAUAUGCGCGUCCACGAUCCCAAUCGACUUUUAUUUCCUUGUGAAUGGGAAGGACACAAAUAUCCAAUUACGUUAUUCGCGUCAAAAAAAUUACAGAAGAAGAAUUUGAAUGAUCAUGUAAAGCGCAGGCAUUUACAUAUCCAACGAUUUGAAUGUGAUUGGCCAGAAUGUGAGCAGAAAUUCACAAGCAAGCAAGAGCUGCAAAAGCACAAAACAAAGAGACAUGAGCAACCUGAAAAGAAGAGACGUAAAAUCAACGAUUCCAUCAAAGAAGCAUCUGUCACAGAAUUGUUCACCGGUGGUAAUUAUGAUAAUUCUGGAAGAAAAAUACGUUGCACCUUUGAAGACUGCAUGUUUCUGUUUAAGCGAAAUUAUGAUUUACAAAGACAUUUGAGGUCUAAACAUUCCGGUCAAACAUCUGAAUAA
This is a messenger RNA of Ambispora leptoticha, 1242 nucleotides long. Lineage: Eukaryota; Fungi; Glomeromycota; Glomeromycetes; Archaeosporales; Ambisporaceae. The record is from the annotation of a GenBank genome assembly.